This is a messenger RNA of Penicillium manginii, 2892 nucleotides long. Its product is annotated as SGNH hydrolase. NCBI's taxonomy places the organism in Eukaryota, Fungi, Ascomycota, Eurotiomycetes, Eurotiales, Aspergillaceae. Bases 1 to 2892 code for a protein of 963 amino acids. The record is from RefSeq and is a predicted model, not a curated record. The transcript has a single exon.
AUGUUGGGCCUUCCGACUCACCUCACCUCCGCUCUGGCGGCGACUAUCGGGCUUGUCUCUGCAUUUCCUCUCGACACUUCUAAUGCUGCUGGAGACCAAGUCUUUCAGCGGCGAGACAAUACGUGCAAAGUAUCCCUUGAUGAAGUUCCUGUUAUGCAAGGCUUUAAUAUGUCGAUUGCCGCGAACAAAUGGCAGCCAAUUCUAGUCAAGUCAUUCGACCGUAAAGCAACACCGACUUUGACCACAACGCUGGUCAAUUCUGGCCGCUCAACUGUCUACACCAUUCCACCAUCCUUAUCAGUUGUUACUGCUUUCAGUCAAACUGGAUAUAAGGAUAUCGCUGCAUGCUAUCCUACAUUUGCAUGGAUCAACGGCCAACCUUAUCCCAACUGCCUAGGGUCCGCACAUUCCACCUUGGCUACUUACGACGUCCUUCACCUUGGAUCCGAAACGAUCACACCAAAUCCUACGUCGUUCAAUGUGGGAAAGCAACCCGUCACACCUGGGGCAGUGGUAACUGCUGGCUCACAUACAAUAUCGUUGGACACGGAUGGAGGUCUUUCAUUGGAUGGAACCUUGACCAAAUACGUCCAGUUGGUUCCUCCAUUCUGCAGCGGUAAGGGCAAAGGUGGUCCUGCAACCACUCAGUCAGGAGCAAGUACUGGGCUUACGACUUCUCCUGGCGACAGUACGCCGGCCAUUCCGUCUAAUGAUGGCAGUACACCCUCCACUCAGCCUACCGGUGCCACUGCAAGCAACAUACCGUCUACGAAUGGCAACACACCAUCUGCUGAGACUACCAGUGCCACUGCAAGCAAUACACAGACUAACACCAACAGCGGAAGACCCGUUGGGACUGCUAGUGACACUGCAAGCAAUUCACCAACUAUAAGUGGAAGCACGGCAAAUACUGGUGCUACUAGUGCUGCUGAUACCACUCCUGGUGCAGGUACUUCUACCGACGGUACCAGCACCACUAGCAAUAACGCAUCCCCCAAGGCUGGCACUUCCGACUCGACAGACAUGGCCACUGGCUCCAAAACUGCUAGCACUGGUUCCAAAACUGCUAGCACUGGUUCCAAAACUGCUAGUACUGGCUCCAACACGGCUAGUACUGGCUCCAACACGGCUAGUACUGGCUCCGAUACUGCUAGCACUAGUUCCAACACGGCUAGUACUGGCUCCAACUCGGCUAGUACUGGCUCCGAUACUGCUAGCGCUGGCUUCAAUACUGCUAGCACUAGUUCCAAAACUGCUAGUACUGGCUCCAACACAGCUAGUACUGGCUCCAACACAGCUAGUACUGGCUCCGAUACUGCUAGCACUGGCUUCAAUACUGCUAGCACUGGUUCCAAAACUGCUAGUACUGGCUCCAACACAGCUAGUACUGGCUCCAACACAGCUAGUACUGGCUCCGAUACUGCUAGCACUGGCUUCAAUACUGCUAGCACUGGUUCCAAAACUGCUAGUACUGGUUCCAAAACGGCUAGUAAUGAUAGCUCUGGUUCAGCAAACACAGCCACUGCGUCUAAUACUGCCUCCACUGGCACGACAGCUCAGUCAGGUCAAAUGACCCAGACAACACAAAAAACUACAGCUACAUCAUCUACAGGAGGAUGGAUUACUACGUCAGAUGCUUCAACCACUGGUCUAUAUGGAACAAUGACUCUGACUGGCUGGGAGACCUUGAAAAGUCGCACUUCAAUUUCAACUUCUUAUGUCAUAUCGGGAACAAAGACUACUUCUGGGUACAUCUUUGUCAACUCCGGAGGAGUCAUAUAUCAACACUGGCCUCCAGCCACAAUCAAACCUGGUUCAGGGGGCAGUGGGAUCCAUAUUUCCGAUCCAAUCAAGGUGCCAGAGCCUGGUAGCCCUAAAUGUCCUAGUAUCCUAAAGUUUUUGUGUGGUGAUGACCAUACUAGCUCGAGUGGCUCCGGCAGUGAUGUCGAUCCAGAUGAUGAGCCGAACAGUAACCCUGAUGACGAUCCCAAUAAGACUAGCAACCCGACUACUGAGGGAUCUAAAACUACAGCUCAAUCAACCGGUUCGACCACUGCGACUGAUUCGAAAACUUCAACAUCUUCUUGUGCGACUUCCCACACAAUUACAGACUGCGUGGUUACUUGCAGUACCGUGACAGCCACAGGAAAAUCUUCAGUUUCAACCACCUGCCACACUCCUUCAUGCUCUAAAACAGAGGCUUGCUCUGCAACCGGCACUACAUCCACUACAGUCGUCUCAAAAGAAGCAUGCUCUCAAACAAGCUGCGCAACUGCAAGUGAUGCUCCUGAAUACGUCGUAUACCCUGAGACGAUAGAUGUUGCUCACGCAAAGGCAGUUGCCUCAUCUAUGGCGAUUGAGGAGAACGCUUGGUAUUCUUCAGCAGCUGCUGCCAGUACGACUGAAGUCACUACGAGUACAACUGGAAGUGACUCCAAAACAACCGAAACCGCCUCCAGAACUACUAGUACUACGGCCACUACAACUGCAAGUCGCUCCGAAACAACUGGAACCUCCUCUCGAACAACUGGUACUACGACCACUACAGCCAAAACCGCAUCGAGUACGAAUUCCCAAUCAACACCCUCUAUAGGUUCGCAACCUAGCUGUGCGCCCCAGGAUGCGCAACAUACCACAAACUCCCGGGAGUACUUGAUCGAAGCCGCCCGCGGCUACUGCAAUCUCGACAUAAAACGGACAGAGGAUAAAAAGGAGGGGCCUUGUAUCAGCAGCAAUACAAAGGGCAACCCUAAAUUCUUCCUCGAGAUAGAUUUUAGCGAAAAGCAGGGCGGCUGUAAAUCGGCAGGGACCUAUUCGCCUGACUUUGAUGAAUGUCUCAGCAAGUUCACUUCAAUUCUUGAUGACUGUAGGUUUUUUCCUCUCAUAUUUUGA